AUGCCCGAGGCGUGCGCCGCGCCGCGCUCCCCCACGUCCCAGCCGCCCCGCCCCGCCCCUCCCCACGCCCCCGCAGGCGACGCGGUGGCGGCGGCGGUGGGGGAGCUGUCGGCGCUGGGCGGGGGCAGCGUGCACGGCAUGCCGUGCAACGUCGCACGCCCCAACCAGCUGGCGGCGCUGGCAGACUUUGCCAAGGCGCAGAUGGGAACAGUAGACAUGUGGAUCAACAAUGCGGGCACCAACGCGUACCGGGUGGGUCCGCUGGCCUCCCAGGACAACGAGGACAUCAUCAGCAUCAUCGAGACAAACGUGAUUGGCGUCAUGCUGGGGUGCAAGGAGGCGAUCCGGGUGAUGAAGGACCAGCCCAGCGGCGGGCACAUCGUGAGUGACCCACCGCGCACGCUGAGCCUGCUGUGCAUGCUGAGCAUGCUGUGUGGGGAUGCUGUGGAGCAUGCCAGAGCAUGCCGCGACGUCCGCCUGCCCGCCUGCCUGCCUGGCGCCGUGGCAGGCCUGGGGCAGGCCUGGGGCAGGGGGCAGUUUAACAUGGACGGCGCGGGCGCCGACGGCAACGCCACGCCGCGGUUUGCCGCCUAUGGCGCCACCAAGCGAGGCCUGGCGCAGCUGGGGAAGUCGCUCCAG
Molecule: messenger RNA, 639 nt
Organism: Chlorella variabilis
Lineage: Eukaryota; Viridiplantae; Chlorophyta; Trebouxiophyceae; Chlorellales; Chlorellaceae
Exons: 5
Molecular function (GO): oxidoreductase activity
Source: RefSeq, a predicted model, not a curated record